CCCUCUCCCCCAGUUACGCUAUCAGGCUAGAGUCUUGGGCAGCACGGCGCGCAACACAACCCACUGACAGCUGCGACUGACUCACAACCAAGGAGGAAACGAUGGAGCACAGAGAUACCAACUUCAACAUACUGUUAGCCACCGAUUCAUAUAAGGUCACACAUUACAAACAGUACCCCCCCAACACGAGUAAAGUGUACUCCUACUUUGAGUGCCGCGAGAAAAGGACAGAUUCCACCAAAAGCAGAAAAGUCAAAUAUGACAAAACCGUCUUCUACGGCCUACAGUAUAUCCUCAACAAAUACUUAAAAGGAAAAGUAAUAACUCCGGAGAAGAUUCAGGAGGCGAAAGAGGUGUACAGAGAACACUUCCAGGAUGAUGUUUUUAACGAGAAAGGCUGGACGUACAUUUUGGAGAAGUACAAUGGACACCUGCCCAUUGAAAUAAAGGCAGUGCCAGAGGGAAGUGUUAUUCCUCGGGGCAAUGUUUUGUUCACAGUGGAGAGUACAGACCCUGAAUGCUACUGGCUCACUAACUGGGUGGAGACCAUCCUGGUUCAGAUCUGGUAUCCCAUCACCGUGGCGACCAACUCCAGAGAGCAAAAAAAGAUCCUUGCCAAGUAUCUCCUAGAGACUUCUGGGAACCUUGAGGGCCUAGAGUAUAAAUUACACGACUUUGGCUACAGGGGUGUGUCCUCACAAGAGACUGCUGGCAUCGGCGCCUCCGCCCAUCUGGUUAACUUCAAAGGCACAGACACCGUCGCUGGGAUCGGAGUCAUCAAGAAGUACUACGGUACCAAGGAUCCAGUGCCAGGGUUCUCUGUUCCUGCUGCAGAGCACAGCACUAUCACAGCAUGGGGAAAGGACCAUGAAAAAGAUGCCUUCGAGCACAUCAUCAAGCAGUUUCCCAAUGUGCCCGUUUCCAUAGUCAGUGACAGUUAUGACAUCUACAAUGCAUGUGAAAAGAUUUGGGGAGAAGACCUACGAGGGCUGAUAGAGACACGUGGUGCAGAUGCGCCGCUGGUUGUCCGACCAGAUUCAGGAAACCCACUCGAUACGGUGUUGAAGGUUUUGGAGAUUCUUGGUAAGAAGUUUCCUCCAGAGGAGAACUCUAAAGGUUUUAAGGUUCUUCCUCCCUACAUCAGAGUCAUACAAGGGGACGGAGUUGACAUCAACACACUGCAAGAGAUAGUGGAGGGUAUGAAGCAGCAUAAGUGGUCCAUUGAGAACAUUGCCUUCGGAUCUGGAGGGGCUUUAUUGCAAAAGCUGACCAGAGAUCUGCUCAACUGCUCCUUCAAAUGCAGCUAUGUAGUCACAAAUGGACUGGGGGUGAAUGUGUUCAAGGAUCCAGUGGCAGACCCCAACAAGAGAUCAAAGAAAGGUCGCCUGUCUUUGCACCGGACCCAGAGUGGAGACUUUGUCACCCUGGAGGAGGGCAAGGGAGACCUGGAGGAGUAUGGUGUGGACCUGUUGCACACAGUCUUUCAGAAUGGAAAGAUCGUGAAGACGUACACAUUUGAUGAAGUCAGAGACAAUGCUAAGCUCAAAGAGAGUGAGCUUGAAGAGCUGCUGCACUGAGUGCAGUCCUGCUAAACCUAGACACGUUCCCUAAAACCCAUAAUCAGCCCCUCCUUUAAACCUCCAUUUUUUUUUCCCCUCCAGUAUCACUAUAGAAAAUGGAGGCAUGUGCACUGCUAAUUUAAUCCCAAUAAGAACCUCCUGACAAGUUCCCACAAAACCUGAAACCCCCUUAAGAUUUGCAGUAUUUCACCCACAGAGAAAUGCUGUUUGUUAUCCGAUGGAGAG
Melanotaenia boesemani (Boeseman's rainbowfish) is the source of this 1805-nucleotide messenger RNA. It is a transcript of the gene nampt1, whose product is annotated as nicotinamide phosphoribosyltransferase 1. The record is from RefSeq and is a predicted model, not a curated record. Bases 102 to 1577 code for a protein of 491 amino acids. The transcript is spliced from 11 exons. Gene Ontology annotation, biological process: NAD+ biosynthetic process. NCBI's taxonomy places the organism in Eukaryota, Metazoa, Chordata, Actinopteri, Atheriniformes, Melanotaeniidae. Gene Ontology annotation, molecular function: nicotinamide phosphoribosyltransferase activity.